Molecule: messenger RNA, 2601 nt
Organism: Sphaeramia orbicularis (orbiculate cardinalfish)
Lineage: Eukaryota; Metazoa; Chordata; Actinopteri; Kurtiformes; Apogonidae
Product: leukocyte elastase inhibitor-like
Exons: 10
Coding region: 120-1394 (424 amino acids)
Biological process (GO): negative regulation of endopeptidase activity
Molecular function (GO): serine-type endopeptidase inhibitor activity
Source: RefSeq, a predicted model, not a curated record
UUGAGAAUGCGGAAGUUCAUCUCUUGGUGUUCGGGGCGUGUCACUUGUAAAUAAUAAAACCUGAUGUCUCACAGAGAAACAAUUCUGUGAAGGAAACACUCCUGAACACUGUUGAAACAAUGGCAUCAGAAACCCCUCUGUCCAAGGCCAACACCAGCUUUGCUCUGGCUUUGUUAAAAAAGCUGAGCGAUAAUGACAGAGCAGCGAAUAUCUUCUACUCGCCUUUCAGCAUCUCCGCCGCUCUGGCGAUGGUGUUGCUUGGAGCCAGAGGCAACACAGCGUCACAGAUGUCAGAGGUACUCUGCUUUAUAGAGCCAGAGAAGCCACGACAAGCUGAAGCACUGCAGAUGCCGAUGCAGAUGCAAAUGCAGAUAUCACAACAGAUCAAAUCCCAUCUUCCACGUCAUCUUCUCAAGUGCCUGAAAACUAAAGACUGCCUGGAUGAAAUCCACACCGGCUUCUCCAGUCAGCUGAGUGAGCUCAACAAGGCCAACGCUCCCUAUGCCCUCAGUGUUGCUAACCGGCUGUACGGAGAGCAGUCCUACCAGUUUGUUGAGGAUUUCUUGGGAGAAACUAGGAAGUUCUACAGUGCAGAGCUGGAGUCUGUUGACUUUGUGAAGAACUCAGAGGCUGCACGACUCAACAUCAACACCUGGGUGGAGAAGAUGACACAAGGUAAAAUUCAGGAUCUGCUGGCCCAGGGUGUUGUGGACAGCAUGACCAGACUGGUGCUGGUCAACGCCAUCUACUUUAAAGGCAACUGGAACAAGCAGUUUAAGGAGAAUGCCACAAGAGACGCUCAGUUUAGACUCAACAAGAAUGACACUAAGCCAGUGAAGAUGAUGUACCAGAAAACAAAGUUCCCUUUAACGUUCAUUCCUGAAGCCCACUGCCAGAUCCUAGAGAUGCCUUAUAAAGGAAAGGAGCUCAGCAUGCUCAUCUUCCUCCCCAAUGAGAUGGAGGACAACACCACGGGUCUGGAGGAGAUUGAAGGGCAGCUAACCUACGAGAACUUUGUGGAGUGGACUCGUCCAGAUAUGAUGGAUGAAGUUGAGGUUCAAGUGGGUUUGCCUCGAUUCAAGAUGACGGAGACAUACGACAUGAAGAAUAUCCUCAUAAGUAUGGGCAUGGUGGACGCCUUCGAUAUGGGAAAGAGUGACUUCUCUGGCAUGUCUCCUGCCAAUGACCUGGUCCUGUCUAAAGUUGUCCACAAGGCUUUUGUGGAGGUAAAUGAAGAGGGAACCGAGGCGGCGGCUGCCACUGCUCCCGUCAUGAUGCUGCGUUGUGCCCUUCGUCCAGCCACCUUCAUCGCAGAUCACCCCUUCCUCUUCUUCAUCCGACAUAACGCCUCCAACAGCAUUCUCUUCGCCGGCAGAUACUGCUCCCCUCAGUGAGUAUGGGGAGCAGUGAGGAGGGGGGGGCAGCAAAUCUUCUACUACAGCUACUCCAGAGUCUCUAUUCACUUAUCACACCCUGAGGUCAUUGUCUGAACCAAAAAUGCCUUUGACUACAACCUUCAGCGAGUAUGUUUACAUGCACAGUAAUAUUCUUGAUAAAAAUAUGACAGUAUUUUGAAUUUGACCAAAAUUUGAAUAUUCUGGAUAAUGCUUUUUCCUGAAAGAAACAUUGUCUGCCUAAUGAUACUUUUCCAUUAGCAACAGAGAGAUUUGUUCAUUUUCUUGAAGUUAGUUCUGGUCAGGACAUUCCAUUGGAAUUUGGAUGCAUUUGGAAUACGUAUCUAAUUUCUGAGUUGUACCACUGGUUCUGCUGGAGUAGAAAUGGAGAUGCAUACUCCACAGAAUAGAGACAAAUAUUGAUAGUAAGAAGGAGAAAAAAACAUCACUCGUGAAAAAGAAUAGCAACAGAUGAAAGAAUGAAGGAAGAAGGCAGUGUUUGUGCCAAAUAUUGGUAAAACCCUUUUUUAAUUGGUCUCUACACAGCUGUGUGUAAAGAGGAAUACUAGUGGAAUAUUAAUUUACAUGGGCUUGUUGGGAAUUUUAUCUUUUUUUAAAUAAGUGUAACAAUCAGAAUAUUUAGUGCAUGUAAACAUAGUCACUCAACUUCUGAAACGUGCUGCUUGCUUUCACUCAAACACAAAAGAUUCUGUGCCUUUGGAAAAUGAAGUUCUUCCACUUUCUUAUCUUCUGUACCAUGUUUACAAAAGUGUCUAAGUCAUGUAUAAGUCCACUGAACUCCACAUGCUGCACCUUCAUCCCCUGCUUUAUCUAUUCCGUUAAGUUAGUUAGUCUAGACAUGUUUAAGUCAUUUAUGGCUCUAAUGUAUGUGCUGCACCUUCAGUCCAAACUUUAUCUAUACCUACACCCUCAACAAUAAUUUACCACCAUCACCACAUCUGUUCAUUGCUUCAUAUUAUUAUAAUGUCUGCACUUUAUCUAAGAAACAUGCAGCUUCACUGUUAUAAACCAAAGGGAAUAUUUGGAUGUUUCCUCAUUUAAUAAUGAAAUCUUAUAAUCAUGCAAAGUCUUAUAUGUAAUAUGACUCUAAAGUGAAAAAAAAAAAGCAUUCAUGAAGGUUUGCACAGGCUUUGAAUCACGGUUGUAUGUUUGUGUCCUGAUAGAAUAAAAGUGUGUGGUUUGCAAA